Sodiomyces alkalinus F11 is the source of this 426-nucleotide messenger RNA. RefSeq lists its product as hypothetical. Bases 1 to 426 code for a protein of 141 amino acids. Lineage: Eukaryota; Fungi; Ascomycota; Sordariomycetes; Glomerellales; Plectosphaerellaceae. The transcript is spliced from 4 exons. The record is from RefSeq and is a predicted model, not a curated record.
AUGUUGCGCUGGGUGUGCGCUAGAUCGCCCUGGUUGGCGAUCCGCCUCCUGGCAAGCCGUUCUCCAAGUCCCUGGAGGAAGUUCAGGCUUUUGAAGGCCCGUUCGUCCGCAGGAACCGUCGUGUGUAGUCUCCCGAGCGCGGCAGAGCUGGCAGCGGAGGCGCGGCGCUCCUCGCAAGUCGUCUGGGCCGAGGGCGUGGACCACGGCGACGAGCACGGCGCCAACCAACUCUGGAACGACGAGCGCCGCCGCGUCAUGCUCGUCGAUUUCGACCGGGCCACCCUUCUCCCAGCCCUCAAGCACAAGCAGCUUUUCAAGUUAUCUGGGAAGAAGAGAAAAUGGCAAGGAGAUGGUCCUGGGAAUUAUGAACAAGAGGCUUCUAUGUACACGCCAAUCGUAGGAAUAGUAAUGCUUAACCCCUGCUAG